CUAUUUAAAUGUAUUAAGUGAAAUUGUUAUCUAAAAAAUGGUUCCAAACGAAAUCAUCAUAAAUAACAUAAAAGAUAACGAAGAACUUACUUAUUCAACGUUUUUACUAAAAGGAACUAUAACCCAUAAUAAUUGUGAUUUAAUUAAUAAUAAAUUUAUGGUAGUCUUAAACAGAAAUAAUAUAAAAAAUGUUAUUAACACCGAUAAACAAUUUAAAGUCCUAUUAGAAUUAAAACAAGGAUUAAAUUUAAUUAUAAUGAAUUUCUGUUGUCUGUUAAAGGAAUUAAAAGUAUUCUUUAACCCAAAAACCUCUCUACAAAAACUAGUUCCAUUAUAUAUAAUAAUUAAAAACUAUAACGGUUUAUUUCAAGCUCCUAAACACGUUAAAAACGAUGCAAAAAGUGCUUGUAAACGGAUAGAAACCGUAACAAAAUUGCUUCAGUGUUUUAUAGCUGAGAAAUUAAAUGAGGUGUUUUUUGAAAGAAAAACAUUUCAAAUAGAACCUUGUAAAACAUUUUAUAGCAAUUUAAAUCUGGAUGAGGCGAUCAAAAUGAGUCAAAAAGAUUUAUGGGAAAAUUUAGGAAGAGAAAUUAUGGUUUCUAAACUUGGUGAUACCAACAAUAAAUAUUUAGGGGUUUUAUCUUGCACUAAAUAUCUCGGAAACAAAGAAUUAAUUAAAUACGAUGAGAUGAUCAACAAAACUGAAGGUUUCGUUGCGAUGGGAGGAGGUGGAUUUGCUUUAUUAGGAUCAGCUUGUCUUUAUACUUGGCCUGAAGAAAUUUCUGAAGUUUUUGAAAAAUUUGCGGAUGAAUCUCUCGUCGAUUGUGAUAACUUUUUAAAUGAUAGUUGUUAUAGAAAUACUUUAGGCGCUUGCUUUUCAACAACUCUCGGAUCUGUUUUACACGAAUUAUGCCAUACCUUUGAUUUGGGACACACGCAAGGUGGCGUUAUGGGCCGUGGAUUUGAUGAUAUUCAUGAAUUCUUUUUGGAUUUAUCCUCAAAAAAUAAUUUAAAUCAUCUCAUUAAUAAAAAUGGAUUUAUUCGUGAAAAAUCAAUUCCUAAGAACUCUGAAAAAGUUUAUAAAUCCAAUAAAAGUUACUUUACUCAGAGUUGUUUAGCAAUAAUAUUUUAUCAUAAGUUCUUUAAUGAUCAUAGUGUUUUGAAUCAAGCAAAACCAAGUUUUAAUAUUGAAAAUAAAGUCGUUCACUCUACAAAUGGAAUUAGGGUUAUUGAAAUAAGAGAGAAAGACAGUGAAUUAGUUUUAAAUAGUUGGGUAUUUUUGGGGAGGGUUCUUAAAUUUUCGUUUCAAAUACAUGAUAAUAUUGGAAAUACAAUUAUAGUUGCGGUAGAUAAUUUAGGAAAUAUUUUAAAACAGUACCACGAAUCUUAAAAAGUUGUUAUAAAAAUAAACUUAAAUAACCA
Onthophagus taurus is the source of this 1422-nucleotide messenger RNA. RefSeq lists its product as uncharacterized. NCBI's taxonomy places the organism in Eukaryota, Metazoa, Arthropoda, Insecta, Coleoptera, Scarabaeidae. The record is from RefSeq and is a predicted model, not a curated record.